Messenger RNA from Chara braunii, 3293 nucleotides. Lineage: Eukaryota; Viridiplantae; Streptophyta; Charophyceae; Charales; Characeae. The record is from the annotation of a GenBank genome assembly.
GUUGAUUGAUUGAUUGAUUGAUUGAUUGAUGGAUUGAUUGAUCGAUUGAGUGAUUGAGUGAUUGAGUGAUUGAUUGAGUGAUUGAUUGAUUGAUUGACUGAUUGAUUGAUUGACUGAUUGAUUGAUUGAUUGAUUGAUUGAUUGAUUGAUUGAUUGAUUGGUUGAUUGGUUGAUUGAUUAAUUGAUUGAUUGAAAGAGUGGGCGCCAUGUAGUGGCAGUGGAGGGGGACACAAAACUCCUCAACUUUCUGAAGACGUACAUCAUGCACGAGAUCAAUAGUGGAGUUCACAACUGUGACUUGCACAUCGGGCAAACCUCCAUCCAGCAUGAUCCCAACAGGAACUUCUGGUUCAAGCUGUCCUCCGAGAAACGGGCAAAGCUUUACAAGUUCCUCUUCCAGGACACACGUCCCUCAUACCGAACCGAUGAUGACUACAGACUGCGUCGACAAGUCGCGAUCGGAACUCUGGACGGCUACCAUGGUGGGUCAAGGGAGGCGGCGGCGAACUUCGUCGACAAACUGGAAGAGUGUUAUUUUGACCAAGGGAAGACUGAAGUCACUCUUAAUAUCUUCAGGGCACACUUCAAUGACGAGGAGGACUUCAACCCUAACGACGAUGAAGAGGUCAGCGUAGGUAAUACGGAGUUCGAUUUGGAGGCAACAUACCGCAAACAUGCUGCCGGUGUAGCAUUCUCGUCAAAGCCUGCAAGUUCCCAGAUUCCCGUGGGUUCGCCUCUCGGCACUCCAGUUGUCACGCCAGUCGCUACGCCAACGUCCGAUUCUUCAAAAGGAUUUUUGUCGUCGAGGAGAAGACCACUCAGCCCCACCGUCAGGCCGGGAUUUCCAAUUCCGCUGCCCGUGCUGUCGGGUCUUCUACCAGGCAAAAUAUACCACUUCGGCAAAGACCACAGGAGCACCAGCGAGGCUGAAUGGGGUCACCACAUAGUGUGGCAUCCUGAUUAUUUCCAACCGGCCGUUCUGGAUGGUGAAUGGGUCAUGAGCAAAGUCAAUGAUGACGGUGUGUGGGAAGUUGAUGCGCGCAUGUCAAAGGAAGAUUUCUUACAAGUUGCCAAUGAGGAGGUGGUACGGCGCAUUGCGGAGAUUAACUCCCUAGAACCGGAGAAUUCGGUGGUCGUAUGGCAUGGACAGUCCAUAUUCGAAAUUUUACGGGAUCCCAAUUCGUUGGAGCUCCUUGCUGAUUUUUACGGACCCGAGACGAGCCCGAGUUACGGAGUCCAAAUAGAGUGGGUGAUUUCGUCGGGAGGUGGUGGGACCGGCGGUGGUGGAGGGGGUGGAAUCGACGGUGGUGGAGGGGGAGGAACCGGCAGUGGUGGAGGGGGUGGAACCGGCAGUGGUGGAGGGGGUGGAACCGUCAGUGGUGGCGGAGGUAACCAGGGCAUGCGAGGAGCGGGGGGCGACGACCGUACAGGAUCGGGGGGCCGCGGCGGUACAAGAUCAGGGGGCCGCGGCGGUACAAGAUCGGGUGGGCAAAGUGGGUAUCAGCCAAGCUCUGCACGAACAAUCCCGCCUGGAAUGGGUGCCCGUCUAACAGUAGAAGGGGCCGCCUCACAGACCAGCGCGGGUUCUCGACUUGUUGAACCCACCGCUGCCCUAUUGUUCAAUGGAGGAUGUAUCCACCCCACAAUCAGGACCGGAGUUUUUGCAUGUUCCAAACAGCUCGGUGUCGGGUCUGUCCCAUGCACAGUUUCUGCGGGAUCUAAUUUCGCCUCAGACUUGGAAGGGGAAGUGGGAUCCAUAAAGUCUGUGGAGUCCGAACUGAUGCCGCACGUCGACGCAGGGUGUCUUUCCAUCAGCUGCGAGGCCAGCAUCCCUGGAGCGAAGAGCCUAUCCGCCAGUGGAGGAUCAAUCCUCCCGACAGCAAGUCAGGCUGGAGAGACCCACGCAGGAAGCCACGAUGUUUCUGCCAGUGGAGGAUCUAUCCUCCGCAAGCCAAGUCAAACUGGGCAAACAACAAGUCGGGCUGCGGAUGCAGGAGAAACGCAAGCAGGAAGCCUGCCCGUAAGUGCCCCGGAUGUUCAGAGCCUUCGAGACAGUGGAGGAUUUGUCCUCCGCACAACAAGCCAGGACAGAGGAGCCUCUGGAUUGCUAACCCCUGUCCAGAAAAGUUCAGCGUGGAAUCUCAGUCCUCCACGGGGAGAGAUUACAAAGGACCAACAAAGCAAGUCCAGUGGCUCCGACUCAACAUAUUUUUCGGAGGAUAAGGACGUCAUAGACGAGACUGUGGAAAUGCAGGCGACUUCUCCUCGUGACGUGAGAUGCGGUGGUACGGAUGACGACUUUCUCUUGCAGUUGUAUUCAGGAAUCGACACAAGACCGCUUUCAGUGGACAAUUUCGUUUGUGGCGACUCAACCCAGGCGCUUGACAUGCGGCCCUCACAACUGCCUGUAGUAAUACUCGUGUCAGGUCCGUGCGUGGAGGAGAAAGACGUCACCAUGUCGGAACAAGAAGAAGGGGUCACGGUUGUUUAUCAUCCGUUGGGUGAUGACAUCGCCCGAAAUCUUUUUCACGAUGACGAAGACCUUGCUGCCACCGCAUCUGUGGUGGAUUCCAAUCCAGGCAAGACUGCGGGCGUCGGGAAAGCUCUCGCGGAACUGUCUCUCGAUGAGGAUGUUGGACAACAGCGUGCCGACUCUCUUAGUCCCUCUGUUGAAGAGGUCGUUCGAAUCGUCAACGCUGACCUCGACGACUUGUCCAAGUUCCCAGCCCGUCUGGAGCUCGUUGUUGCAUCGGGGAAUAUCAAAGGAGCAAGGGUAGUGCUAGGUCUGAAAGUCAGCUGCGUACAGGAGGAGGUGCCACGAGUUCAAGAUGAAUACGAGGACGAUAAUGGUGGACAUGCUCGAAAAGAAGCUGUGACCGGUAAGCAGUGACUUUCAUUGCUUAACUUUGGGUCUCUCUAGUGCUGAACAUCUAGAGUGUUCUUUCACAUGUGGAUAGCGGUUAGGGAUAUAUGGAACAUGAGGGUAAUUGCCCGUUGCCCCUUGGUUUGCGAAGCGCGGCCGUACGCUGUAUUCAUAAUUAUGUUUCUUCAUCUUUUGUACAGGGUUGUAAAGGGGCGACAAGAUGGACGAAAGAUGUCAAUCUUUUCGAAUAUGACGUCUUGCUCAUCCCUAUUCACAAGGACAACGAAAACUGGGCUCUAAUUACGGUAGAUUUUAGAAAGAGAGUUGUACAGUACGUUGAUUCUUAUUAUAGUGCAGUGUGCGACGCUUCAUUUGCUUCAAAUGCUUGUAGAGCGGUUCUGCAGCACCUGAAUGAAGAGGCAAUGAUAAG